CGAAGAUCGAUAGCUACAGUGGGGAUUAUUCUGUGAGGUCUCCUCCGCGAAGCCCUAUUCGACCACCUGCGGGUCCGCCCGAAGGACGAAAAGUAGACUCAUUAGACCUUUUUGUACUACUUCGUCAUGUCUUUGGUAGGUAGUACUUGUAGUAAUGUCAGCUUGUUAGAAGUUUCCUCGGAACUGUUUUUCUCUGGUGCUCAUUCUAUACCAGAAAAUAUAAGCGUAGUUCGUCUUUCGGACACACUUUCGAUAUGUCAACAUGAAGCCGUGAUCUCUUGCUGUUUUUUCAGUUGAUCCGACCUGACUCUGCGCCUGCGUUGCCCGUAGCCGUGAGACGAUUGAUAGACGGCAAUGGGGGGCGACGGCGAGAGAAUCACGUACAGUAUCGGGAGGGUAACUUGUCGAAGCACCGCACACGCGAGCUUCAGAAGGAUGAUUACCAUCGCGCGUUAGAUCAUAACGGGAGAUUGCAGGAUGUGAAGACACUCCUAGAAAAGCAGCAGAGCACGCAAAAGUAUGACGCGUUCAAGCAGAUGAUCGCGAAGCGAGAGAAGCUAGGUCCAAAAUUUCCACGACGCGAAGACUUGAUGGAGAUCGAGUGCUACUUCAACAAGCGCGACUACCAAGAGGAAGGGCCCAACGGAGACUUAGCGGACUACGAUGGGCGUUUCAAGCGCGACAAGCCGGGCACCCUACAGAUGAUCUUCGUUUUUUACGCAAGGCUCUACCAAGUUCUACAGAACGUCG
Messenger RNA from Amoebophrya sp. A25, 750 nucleotides. The record is from the annotation of a GenBank genome assembly. NCBI's taxonomy places the organism in Eukaryota, Dinophyceae, Syndiniales, Amoebophryaceae.